Molecule: messenger RNA, 750 nt
Organism: Aspergillus chevalieri
Lineage: Eukaryota; Fungi; Ascomycota; Eurotiomycetes; Eurotiales; Aspergillaceae
Exons: 3
Coding region: 1-750 (249 amino acids)
Source: RefSeq, a predicted model, not a curated record
AUGCCUACCACAACCCCCAAAACAAUCGCCAUAAUCGCCGGGGCGGGUCCAGGCACCGGUGCAGCCAUUGCGCGCCGCUUUGCCCGCGGAUACCCCGUCGUGCUGUUAGCACGUUCGCAAGCCUCACUGGACCCACUAGUUCGGGAUAUUAAAAGGCACAAUGGAUACGCGCUAGCUCUCCCAACAGAUGUGACAGAUAUCUCGAGUAUGAACCGCGCUGUAGCCGAUACAAAGGCGCAAUUGGGCCAGGAUGUCCGCGUAGCCGCGGCUAUUUUCAAUAUGGCUAGCAAGUUCACUCGCAAAGGGUUUCUGGAUUCGACUCCGGAGGAAUAUCUCGGAAGUCUUCAGGCUACUGUCAACGGGGCCUAUAAUUUUAGUCAAGCGGUGUUGCCGUUGAUGUUUGGCUCUGGUUCCGAUGAGUUGCAGUAUCCGCCGACUUUGAUCUUCACAGGUGCAACUGCUGCCCUCAAAGGAGGCAACGGACUAGGCUCAUUCGCAAUGAGCAAGUUUGCCGUUCGAGCGAUGGCACAGUCGCUAGCCCGCGAAUUCGGGCCCAAGGGUAUCCAUGUGGCGCAUGCUAUUGUGGAUGGCAUUAUUGACACGGAGCAAACCAAGGGCUUUCAUGAGAAAAUGCCUGAAUCUAAGAUUAGCCCGGAUCAAAUUGCGGAGGCAUAUUGGUAUUUGCAUACGCAGAAGAAGACUUCGUUCACACAUGAGUUGGAUCUUCGGCCUUAUUGUGAAAGCUGGUAA